Molecule: messenger RNA, 894 nt
Organism: Pollicipes pollicipes
Lineage: Eukaryota; Metazoa; Arthropoda; Thecostraca; Pollicipedomorpha; Pollicipedidae
Product: NK1 transcription factor-related protein 1-like
Exons: 1
Biological process (GO): regulation of transcription by RNA polymerase II; cell differentiation
Cellular component (GO): nucleus
Molecular function (GO): DNA-binding transcription factor activity, RNA polymerase II-specific; RNA polymerase II cis-regulatory region sequence-specific DNA binding
Source: RefSeq, a predicted model, not a curated record
GACGGCGACGACGCGGACGCAGACAGCGAGGCGCGACCAUCGAAGAAGAAGUGCGCGUCCGACUCCAAGGGCGGAAAGCCGCGACGCGCGCGUACCGCCUUCACGUACGAGCAGCUGGUGUCGCUGGAGAACAAGUUCAAGCAGACGCGCUACCUCUCCGUGUGCGAGCGGCUCAACCUGGCGCUCUCCCUCAACCUGACCGAGACGCAGGUGAAGAUCUGGUUCCAGAACCGGCGCACCAAGUGGAAGAAGCAGAACCCGGGCGUGGACGUCAACAGCCCGACGGUGGGUCCGUCGCCGCCGUUCCCGCCGUUCUCGUCACCGUCGCUGCUGUACCCGACCGGCGCGCAGCUGCACAGCUUCCCCGGGCUCGGUCUGCCCUGCGUGCUGCCGCACGGGCUCGCUUCCCACCCCUUCUACUCGCACAUCAACCGCUGACGCGUCGACUCAGGCGCGCCGUAUGACAAUGCAGAUGCGGCUCCGGGGGCCUUGCGUGGCGCCGGGAUUCGGGGGAGGGUGGAUUCGCGAGGCAGGCAGUCCACGCGUCUGUUCGCGAUCGUUCCGCGGCGUCUAUACCAGCGUUUGCACUGGCUUCUUCGUCAUGCCGCUCCGCAGUGCGCUCGCGUGUACGCCAGGGUUCGGUCCUCGGUCCGCUGUUUUUUUGUGAUUUGGGGAACUGACGCCUCCGUGGCUCUUUUGCUGUUUUGAGAGUGCAAUAGCUGCGCACCAGAGCGUGGCGCCGAACUUGGCCCUGUCUAUGGCUCCAAUCCGGAUCAGAUCCUCCGGCCAUUUCGACAGUCAGAGGAAGGCGUCACGUCACGUUUGCUGUCACGUGCGACCCCUGCUGAGACAGUGAGUGAUAUGGAUGAGGCCUGGGUGUGCCACAUAUAGUUA